AUGAGUGAUAAAUGGGUUUUGGUUAUCCUGUUCUUCUCAGCAUGUGGUACAGAAGAAUAUAUUCCUCAUCGCUAUCACUUUGUGAAUGAGAAUAAAACCUGGAGUGAAGCUCAGACUUACUGCAGACAGAAAUACACUGAUCUCGCCUCCAUCAACAACAUGGAAGAGAUGAUGAAGCUGAAUAACACACUGAAGAUGGAAACUGUAAACCAAGCUUGGAUCGGUCUACAGAGAGGAGACACUGGGAGAUGGCAGUGGUCUCUGGCAGACCAAACUUUCUACAGAGAUGGAGACACUUACAGACACUGGAGUAGUGGUCAACCAGACAACCAAGGGGGCAUUGAGUACUGUGUUGAGAUGAAGAAGGACGGGAAAUGGAAUGAUGAUAAUUGUGAUACCACCCGACAUUUCGUAUGUUAUGAAGGCUGUAAUGGUUACAAAUUAAUUAAGGAGCAAAAGACCUGGCGUGAUGCUCAAACCUACUGCAGAAAGAACUACAUCGACCUGGUCAGUGUAAGGAACCAAACUGAGCACGAGGAGAUCAAGAAUGUGAGAGAGAAUUCCUCUAAUGAUUAUGUUUGGAUUGGUCUGUUUAAUGACUCCUGGAAGUGGUCAGAUCAGAGUAAUUCCUCAUUCAGAUACUGGAGCUUUAACAAACCCAGUAAAGAUUUGAACUGUGCUGCAGUGAACGUGUCUGAUCAACUCUACUGGAGUGAUGUGGACUGUACAGAAAACCUCCCGUUCAUCUGCCACCAUGAGAAUAAAUUUGUAUUGAUUAAUCAGAAUCUGACCUGGAAAGAAGCUCUGAGAUACUGCAGGAACAAUCAUUAUGACCUGGUCUCAGUGCUCACUCAGGAGAUGCAGCUCUGGGUGAAGGAAGUGGCUCGAAACGCCUCCACUGAACACGUGUGGCUCGGCCUGCGUCACACCUGCGCUCUGGGCUUCUGGUACUGGGUGACUGGAGAGACGAUCUGCUUCCAGGACUGGGCUCCCGGGAACGGGAACGGGUUUGAAGACUGCAGGGAUGAGGAGAGAACCGGAGCAGUUCAGACUAGAGGAGAGCAGCAGUGGAUCAGCCUGCCUCAGAGCAACAAACUCAACUUCAUCUGCUCCAAAUAUGAAGCGGAUCACGCGCGUCUUUGCGAUGUGGUGGAUCGGCACACCGAGCUAAUUGACAAGCUAACCGGAGAUCUUGCUACUCUGCGCCGGAGCGUCCAAGACGUCGCGGCCUUACGCCGCGAGGUGGCGUGGCGCCACCUCAGCCCCUCCCCCCCUCCUUCUGAUGUUUUUCUCUCGCUUCCAGAUAAAUGGAACGGCAGGGACGGGAAAUGUGGUGUGUUUUUAACAGCGCUAGAUCUGGUGUUUGAGUUCAAUCCCACCAAGUACUCCACCAAUCAGCUACGCAUUGCUCUUUUCGUCUCGUUGCUAACUGGGCAGGCAGCUGAGUGGGCCACGGCGGUACUGCGCUUCGACUCAGAAACAGCGCACUCCUAUAAGGAAUUCUCACGCCAACUACAGCUCACUUUUGAACAUCCUGCCGGCGAGGUGGAGACCGAUACCAAACUUUAUCACUUACAGCAGGGAGGGUCGUCCAUGAGUCGCUACACGGCGGAUUUCCGAACCCUCGCCAUCCAGACCACCUGGGGAGAUGCCGCCCUCCGUACGACCUACUUCGAGGGACUGGCUUCUCGCAUUAAAGACGAACUAGCCGGAUGA
This is a messenger RNA of Clarias gariepinus (North African catfish), 1716 nucleotides long. RefSeq names its product macrophage mannose receptor 1-like. The transcript is spliced from 5 exons. Lineage: Eukaryota; Metazoa; Chordata; Actinopteri; Siluriformes; Clariidae. Bases 1 to 1716 code for a protein of 571 amino acids. The record is from RefSeq and is a predicted model, not a curated record.